This is a messenger RNA of Oikopleura dioica, 288 nucleotides long. The record is from the annotation of a GenBank genome assembly. Lineage: Eukaryota; Metazoa; Chordata; Appendicularia; Copelata; Oikopleuridae.
AUGUGCAAAAUGCCCUGUCAAAGGGUGCCACUUUACAUGGACGCUAAUCUUCUUGGGCGACAAUUUGGCAUCUUCCUGAAAAACUACGACGGUUCAAAACUCAUCGACAUCGGCAGCUGCCGAGGACACUGUAUGGCCUUUCAGAAUCCAUUAGGAUCGGACAUCAACCAAGGCUGCUUUCCGUCAAAAAUGGAGACGUUGGAUUUUGAAUCAAAUGGCUUCGUUUUUCAAAAUGAGAUGAUCGUCAAAACCUGCCGCUGUGCUAGCUUUGUUAGCUGCCAUUCAUGA